Molecule: messenger RNA, 1438 nt
Organism: Spinacia oleracea (spinach)
Lineage: Eukaryota; Viridiplantae; Streptophyta; Magnoliopsida; Caryophyllales; Amaranthaceae
Exons: 4
Coding region: 1-1374 (457 amino acids)
Source: RefSeq, a predicted model, not a curated record
AUGGUUAGAUCUAAGUCAAUUGUGGCGAAAGGAAAGGGGGAGUCGGGAUCUGCUCGGGUUAAGUCCCUUCACCCGAUAUACUCUACCAUAGCGGACCCGGCGGCGUUUAUUGAACAUGUUGGCUUACCGCCGUCAGCAGAAGUGAAGAUUCCCGGCUCGGACGAGGAAGCCUUUGAUUGUCCGGAGGGGUAUGUAGUCAUGUAUGAGUAUCCGUUCACAAUUGGCUUUAAAUUCCCUUUCACUCCUCUAGCUAGGUCUUUUAUCGAGGUUUUCCAUUUGAGUUUGGGUCAGGUGAUGCCCCAGAUCUGGCGGGUUUUCGCGGUGGUGCACGGGGCUACUGCGAACUGGCGGAUGCCGUUUGAUCUGGCUGACUUGAUGUACACUUACGACCUAGUGCUGCAAAAGUGUUGUAGGUAUACCUUGGUCACGAAGAAGGGGAAGACAAAUUUAGGUGUUGGUUUAGCUGUGAACGACAGGGGUUGGCAGAGUCGUUUUGUCUAUGUAAGCAAAGACUCCCUGGGAGAUAAAGGGCAGUUUUUUGUUGAAGGGUGGACGACGAAAGUUGUCAAGGUGUCGUCGUUGACUGAGUUGAAUGCUGAUUCACACGACAAGUAUCAGAAGUUCUUGGGCUACUCUGUCGAGGACAGGUCUUUUAGUCGUGACGGAGAGUUUUUAGACGAACAAGAGGCGAGCCAAUCAGGCGACAUCGCCGAGGAGGAGGAGGUAGACGAGGAAUCGGGUCAACUGACUCGUCGUCGGAAAAGGUUGGAUUUGCUUGUAGAGGUAGUGGAAAACUCGUCGUCCACCGAAGGAGAAGUAGGCGAUAUGGCUGACAACUCAGAGCAUACUUUGUCGUCCAGGCCGGUGUCGAGGAUGUCUCAGAGCGAGAUUCAAGAGCGUGCGAGGAAACGACUAAGGUCGUCUUCGACUUCUGGUGGGCAAAGUAUGACGGUCGUACCUCGGUUCUCUGCGAUAGGCUCGUCAGCUGAUACGCCUGUCGUCAUAGGAGUUGAAGGUUUUCAUCCAAUUGCUUCGUCGUCGCCUCCAAAGUCGUUUAAGGCGUCAUCUACUGCUGUUGACGUUGGUAAGGUGUCUACUGCGUCGGCCAAGAAGUGUCCUGCCGAGAAGAGUUCCGUCGAGGAUACGGUUAUCACUUUGCCCCCAAGCUUCUUGGGCGAUGAUGAGACGACUGUUAUUUGGCCUUUCGCCGAUCGCUUGAUUCUACCUACGACGUACCAGCGAUAUCAUGAGGUGGAUCCUCUUCCUGUCGCGUCGGACGCCGCUGAACUUAGCCUGCGGGCGUCGCAGGCUGCUCUGGCUGUGCGUAGGCAGUGUUCGUUGUUGUGCGACGAGGUGACAAAUGCACGAAAGUAGGCGACGACGGCGAAGAAGGCGGCUGUGUCGUGGGAGGCGAAGUGGAAGGCUGAUGAGAAGAAGG